Molecule: messenger RNA, 635 nt
Organism: Mycetomoellerius zeteki
Lineage: Eukaryota; Metazoa; Arthropoda; Insecta; Hymenoptera; Formicidae
Gene: galla-2
Product: MIP18 family protein galla-2
Exons: 3
Coding region: 75-545 (156 amino acids)
Cellular component (GO): cytosolic [4Fe-4S] assembly targeting complex
Source: RefSeq, a predicted model, not a curated record
UUAGGUCGUGAUAAAAACGACAUGUGGUUUGGUGUUUGGAUUAUGAAGAUUUAACGUUUAUUCGAUGAUAUACAAUGAGCGAAAACUUGGAGAACAUUAAUCCAAAGCUCUAUAAAAAAUUAGAUGACCGAGAAAUUACAGUCGAGGAGCAAGACGAGGAUGUCGCGGAUGAGUUUGACGCGCGAGAGAUCUUCGAUAUUAUUAGGAACAUCAAUGAUCCGGAACAUCCUUUAACUCUGGAAGAACUGAAUGUAGUUGAACCGAAUCUCAUCGAAGUUGACGACAAAAAGAACAGUGUGGACGUAAAAUUCACGCCUACGAUACCGCAUUGCAGCAUGGCCACUUUGAUCGGUUUAUCCAUUCGCGUGCAAUUGCUACGUGCUUUACCCUCUAGGUUUAAGGUCAGUGUGGAAAUUUCACCGGGUACUCACGUCUCGGAGGCGGCAGUGAACAAGCAGCUUGCAGACAAAGAACGAGUAGCUGCGGCUUUAGAAAAUUCCAUGCUACUUGGCGUGAUCAAUCAGUGUUUGGCACUGAAAGAUUAGCAAGUUGCAAGUUACAAAUUCCAAGAUUUUUAUGUUUACCUUCCAUGAUUUCCAACGUUUUUUUUAAACUGAUUUCUUAGUUCAACUGAA